Silurus meridionalis is the source of this 1719-nucleotide messenger RNA. It is a transcript of the gene idh2, whose product is annotated as isocitrate dehydrogenase (NADP(+)) 2. Gene Ontology annotation, molecular function: isocitrate dehydrogenase (NADP+) activity; NAD binding; magnesium ion binding. Lineage: Eukaryota; Metazoa; Chordata; Actinopteri; Siluriformes; Siluridae. Gene Ontology annotation, cellular component: mitochondrion. The coding region runs from base 92 to 1444 and encodes 450 amino acids. The record is from RefSeq and is a predicted model, not a curated record. The transcript is spliced from 11 exons. Gene Ontology annotation, biological process: isocitrate metabolic process.
GCGGGCUCACUCAGACAUAUUGCCGCGCGUGGUAAUUCAUUCUGUCCUUCAUUUCGUUCAGAGUGAAAGAGAAGCCGAUUAUUAGCUAAACAUGGCAGGCUAUCUAAAGGUUCUCAGCGCUCUCACCAGAUCUGCUACUGCUUUCUCCAAAAGCCCAACGGUCCUCUCUGCUCCAGCUUGUCAGACUAUACAGCAGAGGAACUAUGCUGACAAGCGCAUCAAGGUUGCCCAGCCAGUUGUGGAGAUGGAUGGAGAUGAGAUGACUAGGAUAAUCUGGGAAUUCAUCAAAGAAAAGCUUAUUUUGCACAAUGUUGAUGUGGAGCUGAAGUACUUUGACCUGGGCCUACCCUACCGUGACCAAACUGAUGACCAGGUCACCAUUGACUCUGCCUUAGCAACCAAGAAAUACAAUGUUGCUGUCAAGUGUGCGACAAUCACUCCUGAUGAGGCCAGGGUUGAAGAAUUCAAGUUGAAGAAAAUGUGGAAAAGUCCCAAUGGAACUAUCAGAAACAUCUUGGGUGGCACAGUUUUUCGUGAGCCUAUCAUCUGCAAGAAUAUUCCCAGACUUGUUCCUGGUUGGACACAGCCCAUUACAAUUGGCAGGCAUGCCUUUGGUGACCAGUACAGAGCCACAGACUUUGUUGUGAAUACACCAGGAAAAUUUAAGAUGAGCUUUACUCCAUCUGAUGGAAGCAAAGGCCAAGAGUGGGAAGUGUUUGACUUUCCUGGGGGUGGCUGUGGAAUGGGAAUGUACAAUACUGAUGAGUCCAUCACUGGCUUUGCUCACAGCUGCUUCCAGUAUGCUAUCCAGAAGAAAUGGCCUCUUUACAUGAGCACUAAGAAUACCAUCUUGAAAGCGUAUGAUGGGCGCUUUAAGGACAUCUUCCAGGACAUCUUUGAGAAGAACUAUAAGCCUGAGUUUGACAAGCUGAAGAUCUGGUAUGAGCACAGGCUUAUUGACGACAUGGUGGCACAAGUCUUGAAGUCCACUGGUGCUUUUGUUUGGGCUUGCAAGAACUAUGAUGGAGAUGUCCAGUCAGAUAUUUUGGCUCAAGGUUUUGGCUCCCUCGGAUUGAUGACUUCUGUCCUUGUGUGUCCUGAUGGAAAGACCAUUGAGGCUGAAGCUGCCCAUGGCACAGUCACCCGACAUUAUCGGGAGCAUCAGAAGGGAAGACCAACCAGCACUAAUCCUAUUGCAAGCAUCUUUGCCUGGACCAGGGGACUGGAACAUAGAGGCAAGCUUGAUGGAAACCAAGAUCUAAUCAAGUUUUCUCAGACUCUGGAACAAGUGUGUGUAGACACUGUGGAGAAGGGGAUCAUGACUAAGGAUCUGGCUGGCUGCAUUCAUGGGCUCUCGAACGUCAAGCUAAAUGAGCACUAUGUCAACACCACGGACUUUCUAGAUGCAAUAAAGACUAACCUGGAUAAAGCCCUGGGGAAAUGAAGAAGAAGGAUACUGAAGCGGAUCUUUUCAUUUUUGUACCUCAUUUAACUUAAAUGUCAAUCAUUACUGCUGAAGGGAAAAGUUGAGCCAUGUUUUGUUCUUCAGCAGUACUGUUGGAUAGGGUUAGCUAAACUGUAUUUCUUACCAGUCCACUCCAUUUCUCCACUGUCAUUAUAACCGCAAGGUUUUAGUUUUGUAAUUGUAAUAAUGUAUUAAACCUGGAAACAAAGAUGAAAGGCAGUUUUGAAAGCAUCAAAUAAAUUUGCUUUGUCUUC